UGUUGAUAUUACAUUAUUGCUUAUGUUAUACAAGAAUACGGUUAUAUACGAAUGUAAAGGGUAAGUGUUCUUCUCAUAUUGAUUUACCGCUUUUGUAAUUUAUGUAAAAUAUGGUAUUACAGUGGAGAUGUAGUUGGUGACCAUCACAAAUGGAUGACAAUGUGAAUGUGAUGGAAUCGACAUUCUCGAAAGAAUAUUACCUUGUAGCCUGAUCACAGCGGAAUGGCCGACAACAUCAUAAUGUCGUCCGAAAAGCCUUCGUACACUUACCUAAAUACCCGGUUUCACAGAUUCCACGGUUACAACUUGAGUCUUCAUGACCAGGAUACAGUGGCUCAUCGUGAAAUGAGUUUUGCCAAUGCAAUAGUGUUCAGCGAACGGUCCCUAUCGCCGGGCGAAGUGUUCCUCAUCGAAAUUGAGAGUAGUGAAAACGGAUGGUCUGGUCACAUUCGAUUAGGUCUCACUCAAUUAGAUCCUGAUGCUUUACAGCGCGGCGGACAUUUAUUGCCACAAUGUGCAAUACCCGACAUGAUCUCUAACAAUACUAUGGGCGAGUCAUGGAUAUGUACUUUGACCAAACAUCAGGCCUGGUACCAAGCCAAUUAUUUGACUAAGUAUUUUCGAUUAGAUGGCAAUCAUAUAUUUACAUCUAAAGGUACAUUCCCGACAAGUAUUUUGAAAUCGCCAUGUGAAGACAAAAUGGACAUACUACCUACGGAUGUGGGUAGUCGAGUUGGUGUGUUGUAUUUACCUUGCGGUCAAAACAGGGCCAUUAUGCAUUUUAUAAUCAAUGGAGAGUUUGUUGUUCCGCUUUCGAGAACUAUACCAUAUAAUGAUGGUCCUAUCAGAGCAGUGAUCGAUGUAUAUGGUGCUACUAAACGAGUACGCAUCAUACAAGUAUAUAAUGGUGAGACUUCUGUUAAUAAAUAUAUAAUUUUGUUUCUAUGAAGAUUUUUAUAUAAUGCCAUAUAAACCUGACGAGGUAGCAAGGUAUAAUCAAUGAAAGAAUUUUUAUAAGCCAAUUGUUUUUUACUGUUAAAUUAAUAAAAUAUUGUUCUCCAUUAAAUAAAAUAAAUUAUUACUUUAAACAAUUAUAUUCCAUAAUUUACUUAUUUUAAAAAUUAAUUUCAAGAUAUGCCUAAUUUAGUUUCUUGUUUUAGUACAACAAGGAAUGUAUUGAUUUUACCAUGAUGUUUAUCUUUUCAUUUUUUUUAUCCAUAAAAAACUUUUCUACCAGAAAUCUUACUCCAAUUUUCAAAUUUAGUACUUUUUCUAAAAGAACAUUUUAUCUGGGUGGUACUUUAAGAAGGUCAGUUUUUGAUUUUCCAAGUGGCUUUCAUAAUAUUAAAAAAAAACUUUGUAUAGAAGAAACUCCGCCCCGAAUCGUUUUUCAUUAGCAAUGGUUUAUUGUUGCAUAUAAAUAUAGGUAUAAAUUAAAUUCUCCUAUAACUAUACCAACUUCUCACCUACAACAGUGGCACACCCUUUAAAGUAUUUUUUUUUUUUUUUUGUGUGUGCCUGGAUGUCAAUUCUUGAAUUUCGUUCGAAAAAAAUCACUCAUGAGACAUUUUCUGUAGGGUUUUGUCAUACGACAUCUGAAAUAUCUAUUCUUGAACUAUUUAUGUCAUUUGAUUAUAAAACAAUUAUUUUGUUACAUGAAAUAUUUUUCAUAUGAUCUAUGUUGGUAACUAACGUUACCAUGAAAAUAAUUGUGAUGAGACCACCGCCACUCAUAUUAUUUAGUAAAUCUUAAUACAUUUAAUGAGUGGUGCCUUUUUUGUUUACAUAAACAUACUCGUAUACAUCUUCAUUUUGGUUUGUAGAAAGUACAAUUGCAACAUGUGUGCAAUCAAUCCAGCCCACAACUCCAGGAAAUGAAGUGUUAAUAAAAAUCUAAAAUAAAUAAAUAAAAUCUUGAAAUUAGAUCACAAAAAAAAUAUAUUUUUAAUUGAAGAUUUUUAUACAAGUUUAAUAGAAUUACUCAUUUCUAAUAUGUUGGACUUUCUACAUAUUAUUAGGAAAUUUAACCCAUUAGUUUAAUAAACCAAGCUGGUUCAACAUGUCAACCACACAACUGAUGGAUCUUUAAAUAGUAGGUUGAAAUACAACCAUUAACCUUAUAUUACCAAUUGGUGUUUAAUAGCAUCCUGUUGCAAAGAAGUUUAAUACUAAAAACAUCUGUAAGAACAUUUUAUAUUUAACUUAUUUUUAUAGUUUAUAUAAACAUAAUCAUAAAAAUAUCAAUUCCUAAUUCUGAAUAAUAUAUUUUUAACUUAUUACCUUUUCUCAGAUAAUUAUAGUUGUAAGGUCUUCUUUCUGAUUCAAUAUAUGGUAUAAUUAUAGCUAUUAGUUGCCUAACUAAAUCUUUAGUUUAUCUAUAAUGUUUCAAAAAUAAAUGACCAUAUUGGGUAUAUGGAUCAUACUUUAUCACAUCUUUUCCAUAUAAUUUUGUUAUGUACCCAUUUGAGAAUAAACAAAAGUAUUUUGUUGUGGAUCUUUUUCUUUUUCACGUGCCAAACAUGAUUUGUUGUAUACAAUCUCAAUCAAUAAAUGACAAAAAAAAAACCUUUUUAUAAAAUUGUUGAUUUAGCUAGUGCAUCUGCUGCGUAAUCAUUUGAUUUUUCAUAGCUUUCUUAAAAAUUAAAAACAAAAACAGGAAAUUUUAUGCCAUAGCAUUUACAGUUUCAUUAUUUUUGUAAAAUUGUCUACAAAUAAUUGUAAAGACAUGUAAUUUUCACACAAUACUAAUAUUAGUAAUUUUAAAAUGUAGUUCAAAUGUUUAUUAAAACCUUUGAUCAAUUUGUAAGUAAUUUAGGUAUUUGACAAUUACGAGUUUUUAUUAAGUUUUAUGUACAUAAAAUUGUUUUGGCUAAAUAGAAAUACUUUUCAAUUUUACACAAGGUUUGUCAUAGUUUGUGUUUAGUAUUCAAACAAAUAAAAUUUAGCAUAAUGUAGUAGUUUUUUUUGAUUUUCAUAAGUGUUAAAUUUAUUUUUUAACCAAAAUUAUAGAAAUGAUUGUAUAUGAAAUACACAAGAAAACUUCACUAAAAACCAUAGGAAUUUCGUUAGCUAUAAUUUAUCAUUGUACACAUAUAUAAAUUAAACAACAUAUAUCAUACCUUCUCAACUUCCCACCUACAUCAAUUGUAAUAUGUCAUAGGUGCUAUGCAAUAUCGUCUCCUUUUUUUUCUUUAUUUUCUUAAUAUAUUUAUAUUUACUAAAAAUUGAAGAUAGUCUUUAUUAUUGUACUAAAUUAUUCAAGUGUAUAGUUUUCUUUAAUAUUCAUAAUUGUCAUGUAGAUAUAGUUCUUAUAAAAAUUUAUUUAAACAAGACAUUCUAUUAUAAUUAUUACACCAUUAUUUUUUUGUUACUAGUGAAUUCAUUGCAGAGUGCAUGCAGGGAAAUUAUUCUGAAGAAUAUCAAAGCUGCAUCAGUAUCAAAAUUACCAUUACCCAACUCUCUUAAAGAGUAUCUCCUUUAUAAGACUUAAUUAAUAUUUACAUAUUUGUAGGUUUAGCAUCCUUAUUUAUGUGUCCCGAUUAAAUUUAUCUUAAUUUUACCACAAAAUGUUUUUUUUUAUUGUUUUUAUUUGUGUUAAAAAAAAAAGGAAUAUUUGUAAAAUGCAUAUUAUUUUAAUGUAAUUUUUUUAUUCAUUAAAAAUGUUAUUUAUUUUUGAUGUCAUUAUUUAAAGAAGAAAUAUUGUUAAAAACUAAAUCCUUUUAACUAAAAAUUUGUAUCUGUUAAUUAUAGGAGUAUUAGUUUGAUUAUAAACACAAUAUAAUAUUGAGUUCCUAUAAUAA
Messenger RNA from Cinara cedri, 3800 nucleotides. The record is from the annotation of a GenBank genome assembly. NCBI's taxonomy places the organism in Eukaryota, Metazoa, Arthropoda, Insecta, Hemiptera, Aphididae.